CAUCUAUUGUUUAUAAUCUGGAGAUUUCGACACAAUUGCUCUCAAAUGUAAGGAAAUUCGACCAAAAAAUCACCGGUUAAAAAUAACUUGAAAAUUUAAAUAUUGCGUCACGAAAGAGCGAAAUACGAGUACAAAAUUCUAUUAUUACAAAACUUAACGAUCGUGUCUAUCAUUUUGAUGAAAAUCUUUGGAGGAAGCUAUUAAAUUAACAUGAAAUGCAGAUUGAAAAUCGAAGUUAUUUUCGUCAAUUGAUACUUACGACGAACAGCUAUUUCAAACGACGAUAAAUUGGUAUGGUUAUCUUCGUCAAAAUUAUAAUUUUUUUAUCCCUUGUAAAAAUUGGAAAUAUGGCAUAAGGUACGAGAUGUGUUUGGAAGAAGACGUUGUGGAAGUGCCAAGUUGAAUUUUCAGUUCUUUAUUUGGAGUUGAAAAUGUUGAAAGUAUUGAUUGCUGUGAUUUGUCUCGUGGCUCUGAACAAUGCGGAUGUUGAUCCAGAAUCUACGUUGUCUUGCCAUCGAAGAAUUUACUAUCAUAAUAUGACCAAAAAGGAUACAUUUGGCAGAAUGUGCUGGGAUGUGAUUCCUAUGCUUUCGUGUUGGGGUAGAUGUGAUUCGAAUGAGAUACCAGACUGGAAAUUUCCGUUUAAAAAAUCUCAUCAUCCUGUUUGCUUACACGAUUUAACGGAGCAAAGUAAAGUUAUUUUGAAAAAUUGCGACGACGGUAUCGAACCUGGCACCGAUAUUUUUGAAUUUAUUCAAGCAGUUACUUGCAGAUGUUCUACGUGUAAAUCAUCGACAACCAGUUGCGAAAGCGUCUUGCAUCGAGAUCAUAAAUUUCAUCCUAAUUUGGAGAUUGAUUGAUUGAUGAAGAAUAUUAUGAAAUGUAAUACAAUUUUUUUUGAUGUGCA
Molecule: messenger RNA, 907 nt
Organism: Planococcus citri (citrus mealybug)
Lineage: Eukaryota; Metazoa; Arthropoda; Insecta; Hemiptera; Pseudococcidae
Gene: Gpb5
Product: Glycoprotein hormone beta 5
Exons: 2
Coding region: 432-860 (142 amino acids)
Biological process (GO): G protein-coupled receptor signaling pathway
Cellular component (GO): extracellular region; cytoplasm
Molecular function (GO): hormone activity
Source: RefSeq, a predicted model, not a curated record